CCUGCGGCACCGGCGCUCGCCGCAGCCUGAAGACCAACCUGUGCAAGUGGUGCGACUCCACGCCACCAGCCUGUGAGGAGAAGGUGUGCUACAGCAACUGCAACCUCAACUCCUACUGCGAGGACCCCUACGAGAUCUGCGUGGCCAUAUGGAGACAGGACAACGAGAGCAUCAGGAUCAGCACACUCUGCCACAACCCCCACCGCCCCAUCGAGAACCUCAUGGUCCCCAACUACAACACCUCGCGCUGCAUCAUGACCCACCAGCCCAGCGAGGACGCCGUCGUCUACAUCUGCGGCUGCGUGGACGAGCAGGAGUGCAAUGACAAACUCAUCUUUGAAAACCACACCAACGGCUACUCCAUGCUGCAAAGCAAGGAAGUGAUCCCGGUGGCCGCCAUCAGCCUGCUGCCCCCGCUGCUGGUGGCGGUGAUGAUCACGGUGAUAUUUUACCUCUGCCGCACGCAGAAGCGCCGCAAGAGAGCCAAGGCAUGGGGCGGGAAACCGGGACAGCCGCCGGCACUGCCGGAGGCGGGAAUGGCCGCCGAGGAUGAGAGCCCAACCGGUGCCAGCCCCGCCUGCGCCAGCAGCCGCCCCGCCGAGCUGCUCCCUAUCGAGCUGGACGAGAUGGUGGGCAAAGGGCAGUUCGCAGAGGUGUGGAGGGCCAAGCUGAACCACAGCCGCUCGGGGCAGUACGAGACAGUGGCCGUCAAGAUCUUCCCCUGCGAGGAGUACUCCUCCUGGAAGAACGAGAGCCAGAUCUUCACCGACGCCAGCCUCAAGCAUGACAGUGUCCUGCGGUUCCUCACGGCCGAGGACCGGGGCACGGGGCCCCGCCGGGAGUACUGGCUCAUCACCGCCUACCACAGCAGGGGCAACCUCAAGGACUACCUCUCCCGCCACGUCCUGAGCUGGAUGGACCUGCAGAAGAUGGCGGGCUCCCUGGUGAGCGGGGUGGCCCACCUCCACAGUGACUACACGGCCUGCGGCAGGCCGAAGAUCCCCAUCGCCCACCGGGAUAUCAAAAGCACCAACGUCCUGGUGAAGAACGAGCAGGAGUGCGUGCUCUGCGACUUCGGCAUCGCCAUACGCCUCGACCCUUCCCUCACCGUGGACGACUUCGCCAACAGCGGGCAGGUUGGCACCGCCAGGUACAUGGCCCCAGAGGUUCUGGAGUCCAGGGUGAACCUGGAAGACCUAGAGUCUUUCAAGCAGAUGGAUGUCUACUCCAUGGCCCUCGUUCUGUGGGAAAUGGCCUCCAGAUGUGAAGUAGUAGGAGAGGUCAAGAACUAUGAGCUGCCUUUUGGGUCCAAAGUCCAGGAGCAGCCCUGUGUGGACACCAUGAGGGACAUUGUGCUGCACGGCAGAGGGCGACCUGAGAUCCCGAGCAGCUGGCUGGUGCAUCAGGGCAUGCGCUUCCUGUGCGACACCAUCACGGAGUGCUGGGACCACGACCCCGAGGCGCGGCUCACCGCCCACUGCGUGGCCGAGCGCUUCAACCUGAUGGCACAGAUGGACUGCGACGACAUCCUCAACAACAACACGGGCAACGAGGGCAGCAAGACUGCAGCGCCGGGCGGGGAGCCCCCUGGCGGCGACGGGAGCAGCAACGGGCAGUGACACCGCGGGCAGAAAGCCUCGGCACGACAAGUGAGAGGAUACAUGAGGAGCAUUCAGCUCAUGGGGAAAAAAACUCACUGCGUUGUUCAAAAUGGAACUAAGAUCUAGUACAUAACUUAUUUAUAAGAUCUGUUUCCUCCCACAGAUACAGUGAAUUGUGGAAUCAAUACUUUGGUUAAAGUGCAACUUUAUAUAUGAACUGAUUUUGUACGUACUUUAAAUGUAUAAUGAUGCAAAGCAUUCCUUCUAUUAUUUUUUAAAAUAAUGUUUAAUCUUUUAUUAAUAAGCA
Molecule: messenger RNA, 1908 nt
Organism: Merops nubicus (carmine bee-eater)
Lineage: Eukaryota; Metazoa; Chordata; Aves; Coraciiformes; Meropidae
Product: TGF-beta receptor type-2-like
Biological process (GO): protein phosphorylation; heart development; cellular response to growth factor stimulus
Cellular component (GO): signaling receptor complex; plasma membrane
Molecular function (GO): transforming growth factor beta binding; activin binding; transforming growth factor beta receptor activity, type II
Source: RefSeq, a predicted model, not a curated record